Molecule: messenger RNA, 1970 nt
Organism: Mesitornis unicolor (brown roatelo)
Lineage: Eukaryota; Metazoa; Chordata; Aves; Mesitornithiformes; Mesitornithidae
Gene: TANK
Product: TRAF family member-associated NFKB activator
Exons: 8
Coding region: 48-1496 (482 amino acids)
Biological process (GO): canonical NF-kappaB signal transduction
Source: RefSeq, a predicted model, not a curated record
UCUGUUAACUUGACCAUCUUUUCAGUGAUGAGACAACGUUGGGAAUUAUGGACAAAAACAUUGGAGAGCAGCUUAACAAAGCUUAUGAAGCCUAUCGACAAGCAUGCAUGGAUAGGGACCAUGCUGUGAAAGAACUACAGCAAAAAACAGAAAUCUACAUGCAGCAAAUUCAUGAACAGCAGGAAAAGAUAGAGCUUCAAAACAGCAUUAUUGCAAAACUGAAAUCACAGUUAGCUGCUCUGAAUGCUAAUAGAGGUAAUGUGCAUCCCUAUGUUUUGAUGCAUGAAGACAUUGAAACCUGCAACUUAUCUUUCAGUCAGCUCUCUGAAAAACUGAACGUAGCAAAGCAAAGAGAAAAACUCUUAAAGGAAGAGUUAGAAAGUGAAAGCAUGAAGUUGAAGCAACUUGAGGACAAAAACAAUCAAAAGGAAAGGAAGCUUCUAUCUAUUAUUUCCAACCAAGAAGACAAAAUAAGAACUCUGAAAAGCAAAUUGAAAGAAUUUAAUGAACCGCAAAAGGGUAUACAGAUGCCAGCGUAUAAAAGGGAGGUGAGCAGUAAGAAAGUUGUUCCAGAUAAGACUGAAUUUUCUCUGGGGAUCUCUGGUAUUUCACCUGUGCCUGAAAGGGAGAAUCUGGAGACUAUUUUCCAGGACAUGAAAGAAGAGUGUCAUCGAAUAUGUGUGCUAGCCAGAGAACAAACAGACCAACUGAGUAAAUUUAAGAUAAAGCCAGAACCUGAAACUGAAAUACAGUUUUCCAUGCCGAUACAGUGUACUGAUAAAACUGAUGAACAAGCAGAAGAGCUUUUUAAGCCUCGGGUUAUAAAGGAUAUAAAUAGAGGUGCAUCAUGCAUCACAUCUAUCACACCAAGAGGAGUGGGCCAAGAUGAGGACAACAACUCUGUAGAAUCACUUUCUAAAUUUAAUGUCAAGUUUCCACCUACAGACAAUGACUCUGCUUUCUUGCAGAGCACUCAGGAAAAACCAACAGUUCCUUGUACUGGUAUAGCUGAAAAGAUGCUUCAAGAUCAUCAUUUUAACCUGGAGCACAGAGACCGUGCUGUUAACCUCAGUAAAUUGGAACCUAACUCAUUUGAAGCUCAUGGAGUUGAUCUCAUGACCUCAGCUUUACAAAGCUUAACUACUGUUGACAAAACAAACCCCCAAAAUCAUGCAAACAUGCCCAUAGAAAAUACCCGUGACAAAACAUGUUUAAAAACAGCAGACACUGGUUUCACAUUUGUACCUAAGCACACAAUGCAAGCUGUACCUGAAGUAAUUUUCUCUUCUUUAGAAGCUGCUGGGACAACCGUCAGAGGUCCUCACCAGCUCGUUUGGCAGCCUCAAGACAAUGAUUUGCUGGCACAAGCUUAUACAGACUCUGAACUGAAUCAGUGUGGAAUAUGUGAAUUCUGUCGAGAAGUUUUCCCACCAUCUAUAACAUCUAAGGAAGAUUUUCUUCGGCAUCUGAAUUCCCACUUUAAAGUACAGUCUUAACGUAUGAGAAUUCAAUGGAUCGCUGUUUUUUGCGUACAUUUGAUAUUUUUUUUAUUCAAUAGAUAUGCUAAGAAUUUAAGAAUUAAGACUUCUUGUAACAAGAACUUAUUACUGAAAUUGUCACAUAAGCAGAUUUUUUAAUUGUCCUUUGCUAAAAAGAAACUGUAAGUCACUCAGUACUGUAAUUCACAUUUUUGCUUGUUAUACUUCAAUAUUACCUUUGAGAGUGAUGUUAAACACUUUUUCUUCUUUGUUUUCUUUCCCUUUUUUUCUCCAGUUAAUCAUUGCCUGUAUAGGCCCAAAGUCAUUGUUAUAUUUAUGAGUGUAGACUCACAGGAAUAACGCCUUAAUCUGUCUGUGGAAAUUGGUGUCACGCUCAGAAUUUUUUCUCAGUAUCCAGUGAUGCCACUAUGUUUUCCUUGAAGUAAACAGGAAGAGAAAUAGGCUCUCAUUUUUCAUUUCCAUUAUAAAAUU